AUGUUAGGCGGUGGUACAGGCUUCAUUGGCAGUCGUCUGAGAGCGUUGUUGAAAUUUGAAGAUUAUGACAUCAAAGUAAUAUCAAGAAUAGGGACAGGAGAAAAACACAUAAUAACAUGGUGUGAUUUAGCAAGGAACGGUCUUCCCGAAAACACGGUAUGCGUUAUAAAUAUGACGGGCGAGAAGAUCAUGAAUCCAUUGAAAAUUUUCAAUCAGAAAUUUAAAGAAGAAAUAUGGGUUAGCCGAGUGGGGACAACUGCGUUUCUCACGGAUAUUAUAAACAGAUCGGAAUACAAACCUAACGUUUUUAUUAACGUUACGAGCACUGAUAUUUAUCCGAAAGAUGUGAUCAGUUCGGAGUUCUGUCCUUGUGUGAAGGUUCCCAAUAAUUUUUUUUCCGCCCUGUGGUAUGACUGUGAAAAAGCAGGCAGUCAAGUUUCCACGGAAGUCCGACAUGUCAUAAUCAGAUCAGGCACUGUAUUGGACAAAAAUGGCGGAUACGUCGGGAAUUCAUACAUUCCAUUUUAUUUGGGCCUUGGAGCGACAAUCGGUGAUGGAUGCCAACAUCAUCCUUGGAUACACAUGGAUGAUUUGUGUGGUAUCAUUAUGCGUAGCAUGAAAUGUGCUUCUAUCUGUGGUGUAUUGAAUGCUGUAUCGCCUGGAAUAAUAACCAACCGACAGUUGUCCGAAAGUUUGGCUAACACAUUAAAUCGAAAUGUCAAAUUCCGUGUAUCUCAAGGACUGUUGGGUUUACUUCUGGGAAUCGAAAGAACGACUUGUCUUUUGGAAGACAGGCAAGUUCUACCGGAAAGGGCGAGACAGAUAGGCUGUGAAUUCUAUUUUUGUGAUAUAAACGAAGCUAUGAAAAAUAUUUUACGUUGCUGA
This is a messenger RNA of Adelges cooleyi (spruce gall adelgid), 885 nucleotides long. RefSeq names its product epimerase family protein SDR39U1-like. The transcript is spliced from 6 exons. The record is from RefSeq and is a predicted model, not a curated record. NCBI's taxonomy places the organism in Eukaryota, Metazoa, Arthropoda, Insecta, Hemiptera, Adelgidae. The coding region runs from base 1 to 885 and encodes 294 amino acids.